GGAAGAAACCAUAACAGCUAAACCUUACCCCACUUUGCACCACAAAAAAGAAAGUCUUCCUCAAUUUGCUGUGAAAUCUAUGAAGGAUUAUGAAAAAUUCUCCUAUAAACUCUAAACUUGAACAACAUCAUCAACACUAUGAGUUUGAUCCUCACUCAGAUUUUGAACAGUUCUUGGCAGAAGGAAGAAAUCAUGCAAGGAGGGUGACAUUGGGUGUCACUUCACAUCUUCAAGAGUCAUCGAGGCUUCGGAAGACUGUGUCGGGACCCAUCACAAAUCUUUUCUCCGGCGAGGACAAAGACGCGAAGGAGAUUGUCCCAUAUAUAUGCCUUGGAAAGAUGAACACUCCCAAGACCCCUUAUGCCCACUUCUUGAUCGGCGGCGCUGAGGAUGUCUGGGCGGCGGCGGAGGCGGAACCCUUCGGCGGUGUAAAGGUGGAGCAAGAAUAUACAGGCCACCACUGAGAAGAGACAGAUGGCUGCCACCAAGAACAUGAUUCUUCUUGUUGGCUAAGAUUGAAUCGCUAAAAAGAUUGAAUUUUUUACUCGUUUCAAAUGCAGAAAGAUCUUUGAAAACACGAAAUAAGAAAAAUUGGGGGGAAAAAAACCAAAAUUCAGAAAUGUGUUUCUUGGAUUUAUAUAGUAUCAGAAGAAAUCAAGGUUAUAAUU
This is a messenger RNA of Cuscuta campestris, 668 nucleotides long. The record is from the annotation of a GenBank genome assembly. NCBI's taxonomy places the organism in Eukaryota, Viridiplantae, Streptophyta, Magnoliopsida, Solanales, Convolvulaceae.